Exophiala aquamarina CBS 119918 is the source of this 858-nucleotide messenger RNA. RefSeq lists its product as uncharacterized. NCBI's taxonomy places the organism in Eukaryota, Fungi, Ascomycota, Eurotiomycetes, Chaetothyriales, Herpotrichiellaceae. The record is from RefSeq and is a predicted model, not a curated record. Gene Ontology annotation, molecular function: oxidoreductase activity, acting on single donors with incorporation of molecular oxygen; ferrous iron binding; zinc ion binding. Bases 1 to 858 code for a protein of 285 amino acids. The transcript is spliced from 2 exons.
AUGCUGGAGGCAGAUACCGAAUCUGGAGCAUAUUGGAAGAAAUGCGGCGAUGAGGCGCUCGCCCAUGGCGUGAAAGGGAUCAUUAUCAUGGGUGCCCAUUGGGACUGCCUCGGGGACAAAAUGGAAAUUGCCACCAACCCUGCCCCUGGGAAAUCUCCCUGCCCGUAUGUCACGCAGUCACUGUUCACGGAGUGGACCCCCAACCCAGACAUUCCCACAGCUCAUCGAUGCAUCAACAUGCUGAAAGCCGAAGGUUUCAACGUCUCGGAAAAUCCGAACUUUGACUGGAUCCACGACACUUUCAUGGUGCUGAUCCGGAUGUUUCCCGACGCCAGCAAAUGCCCCCCGACGACCAUCAUCUCGAUGAACGCACGGUACGACCCGCACUACCACAUCCGCGUCGGCGCGACACUACGUCCGCUACGACGCGAAGGCUACCUUUUCGUCGGCACCGGAGGAGCGGUGCACAACCUGUACCGCAAUGUUUGGCGUCCAAUGCUCUUGUACCGCGACAGCCUCGGCCAGGAGCAGCCACCGGAGACCUGGGCUCUAGACUUUCGACAGGCAACAGAGGACGCCAUUACCCGGAACUCGGGUCCGAAGUUACGGAAGGCCGUAGCCAGGCUCAUGAAGCACCCUCAAUAUCGCGAUGCUCAGGCGACCGACGACCACUUUAUGCCGGCCUUGUUUUGUGCGGGAGCUGCUGGUGACUGGGAGGAUGUGAAUACCACCAAUGUGUUGGGCGCAGAGACGUGGGAACUGACCAACAUGUGCAAUUCGCAAUUCACAAUGGGUUCUUAUGGAGAACCAGGGCGGGUAUUGGGAAAUGGUGCUGUAGCUACCCCGGUCGGUGCCUGA